UGUGGGUUUUUAUAUAUUUUUUUAUUUAUUACUUGUUCUUCUUGAUUGAUUGAUUACUAGUAUUAUUUGGCUUUUGGUGUUCUUCUCGUUCACUCUUCCAUGCCAAUCACGUCUCUAUCACACCAGUAGAAAAAGCCCAUUUUUUUCUUAAUUUUGGAAUCUUUGCUCAUAAAUUUAAUUCACUUUGGUCCAAUCUUGCACGUUAACACCAAUUUGUGCUCUUAUCUCCUGCUCCCGGCACUUGGGUCAUCAUUGAUCUUGUUGUAGUGAGGUGUUUUAAAGCUGAAUUUUUGUUAAUUAAUGGCGGAUUUGGUAGGGCCUAGAUUAUACAGCUGUUGUAAUUGCCGGAACCAUGUUUCUCUUCAUGAUGAUAUUGUCUCCAAAGCUUUUCAGGGGAGACAUGGCCGAGCUUUUCUGUUCUCCCACGCGAUGAACAUCGUUGUGGGGCCGAAAGAAGACAGACAUCUCAUGACUGGUCUCCAUACGGUUGCUGAUAUCUCUUGUGCUGAUUGCCGUGAGGUGUUGGGGUGGAAGUAUGAAAGGGCUUAUGAGGCGUCACAGAAGUACAAAGAAGGGAAGUUCAUAUUUGAGAAGUCCAAAAUUGUGAAGGAGAAUUGGUAAUCAAUGUGGUCUCUCUUUAUUUUCCUCUCAGUUCUGUUAUGUUUUGAUGCAAGUUUAUCAGUGCUUUGUGCCAUUCAUCUUGUACAGAAACUUCUCAGCCAUUUGAGAAUUGUCAUUGUUUUUUGCUGUUCAUUCUCCUCCAUGUUGGAAUUGGAAAGUUGUAAAUGGAAUGAUUGUGUUAAUGAUGUUUUGGAACUUCUCAAGCA
Messenger RNA from Morus notabilis, 827 nucleotides. Its product is annotated as protein yippee-like At4g27745. Lineage: Eukaryota; Viridiplantae; Streptophyta; Magnoliopsida; Rosales; Moraceae. The transcript is spliced from 3 exons. The record is from RefSeq and is a predicted model, not a curated record. The coding region runs from base 301 to 621 and encodes 106 amino acids.